Messenger RNA from Etheostoma spectabile (orangethroat darter), 678 nucleotides. RefSeq names its product S100 calcium binding protein W (gene s100w). The transcript has 3 exons. The record is from RefSeq and is a predicted model, not a curated record. Bases 103 to 423 code for a protein of 106 amino acids. Gene Ontology annotation, cellular component: perinuclear region of cytoplasm. Gene Ontology annotation, molecular function: calcium ion binding; calcium-dependent protein binding; transition metal ion binding. NCBI's taxonomy places the organism in Eukaryota, Metazoa, Chordata, Actinopteri, Perciformes, Percidae.
UCUUUAAGAGGAGGCUUUGCUGUCAGUCUGACAACAGUCUUACCUGGGACAGCUUGUGACACAGACGUGUUCUCUCUUCACCCGAACGCUUAAGCUACAGCAAUGGCUCGUCUGGAACAGGUCAUUACAAACAUUGUGGAUAUAUUUCUGCAGUAUGCUGAUGAUGAUGGCAAGAAACACCAGUUAAACAAAGAAGAGUUGAAGAAGGUGUUGGAGAAAGAAAUACAAAGUCCUGAGUUAAAAAAUCAAAUCAGUGCAGAUGACAUCGGGGAAGCCAUGGAGAUGCUGGAUAAAAACCAUGAUGGUGAGGUCAACUUCAGAGAGUUUUGUCGGUGUGUGUCUGUUCUGGCCAAAUGCUACUACAACAAGAAGACAGGCAAGGGUGGCAAAAGAGGCAAGGGCAAAGAAGAAGACGAAGACUAAAAAAGAUGAACUGCAAACCCUAUAAAUGUUUGUAGCACUCAAAUAUAUAAAAAUGUCUAUAACAAUUGUGACACAGUCGUCCUUGAGAAUGAUGCUGCUGGUUUUAGGCAAUUUGCACAUCCAUCAUGAAACACAAGCCUGUGAUUUGUGUUUGAAAUGUGCAUGGAAAAGUUAAAUUCACUGUGUAAUCUGGUUUUCAAAGGACUUUACAUUCAAUACAUCCUAAAAAUUAAUAAAACAUUAGAAGAAGUUUGA